Molecule: messenger RNA, 1999 nt
Organism: Calliphora vicina (urban bluebottle blowfly)
Lineage: Eukaryota; Metazoa; Arthropoda; Insecta; Diptera; Calliphoridae
Product: zinc finger protein 346-like
Exons: 3
Coding region: 75-1871 (598 amino acids)
Molecular function (GO): nucleic acid binding; zinc ion binding; protein binding
Source: RefSeq, a predicted model, not a curated record
AGAAGACAAAAAGUACAGAAAAAAAUCAAUUAACCAUUUCGUUCUUUAAAAAGUUUGUAACAUUCAAUGAAAAAAUGAAUUACGACUUUUUGCAAAGUUAUAAUAUACCAGUUGCACGUCAGAGCACGGACAAUCAAUAUGCCAACACCAAUAAUUCAAAGAUGGAGGGGGCUUAUGGGAAUUACUCGAUGCAAUCAUCGCAAAGUGCCGCCGCAGUGAAUACCGCAUAUUAUGGUUAUGGUGGUGCUAAUUUAUACAAUGAGAGUUAUCAAUCGGCCGGUAUUGCUACCGGCAGUUCAGGCGAUUAUUAUCAGAAUCCAGAUCGUUAUAUACCACCAUCUAAACAUGGUACCGGCUACGUACCGCAUAGAACUCCAUUCAAACGCAAAAUAAAUACUGUGGCUGGCGGUGGUAGUGCUGCCAAAAAGGAGGCUCCAAUUGCAGAAGUUUCAAGCGAUGGAAAGUUACUCAUAUUCUUGGGUCGCGACGAAUCAUAUCCCGAUGAAUUGAAUUCAUUGAUACAUCCAUUGUCUUGUGACUUGUGUAAUAUAAAAAUGAAUUCGAGAAUGAUCGCCAAGGAUCAUUAUGAAUCAAAGGCACAUGAUAAGCAUAUUUCAUCAUGGUUACUUAAAAACUACACCGAAAAUGGCAUAAAUCCACCAUUGGUUAAACGUUUUAUUAAACAAUACACAAACAUACCAGAUAACUUGAGCUCUAAGACUUGUGAUCUAAAAUUAACACCAUUAACACAUGAACAUCCAUGCAAAGUAAAUACUGCUGUUGGUGGCGUUAGUGCUGCAGAAAAGCAGGAUCUGAUUGCAGAAGCUACAAGCUAUGAAAAGUUGAACAUGUCUUUGGGUCGCGACGAAUCGUAUCCCGAAGAAUUAAAUUUACUGAUACAUCCAUUGUCAUGUGACUUGUGCAAUAUAAAAAUGAAUUCAAGAAUGAGUGCAAAGGAUCACUAUUUAUCACAGGCUCAUGAUAAUCAUAUAUCUUCUUGGUUAUUUAAAAAUUACACUGAAAAGGGCAUAAAUCCGCCAACAGUUAAACGUUUCCUUAAACAAGGUCCGACCGGACCAGAUGCCUUUUACUGUGAGUAUUGUGAUCUCAAAUUAACAUCAUUAACACAUGCCAAUCAACAUUAUGCUGGUAAGAAACAUCGUUUGGUUAUUGCACAGAGAGCUAAACCCUCCGGUGCUGGUUUUUAUAAUUCUGAAGGGAAAUGGGUACGUACUGGCACCAAAGUAAUACCGGAUCAAUACAAAGAUAGACGUUUUGGCAUUGGUGAUGGACACAAAUAUGCUGAAAUCAUAAAAUUAGCUCAAAGUGUAAAUAGUGCUGAAAACCCACCAUCAGCAAACACUACUACUACAACUAGUGCCGCUGAUACUACUACAACUACCACAAAUGAAAGUGAAGUCAAAACAAAUACCGUGGAUACUCCAAAAACCCCAUUGACUAGCUCUUCGGAUCAAGAUCCAGCUUUAUUUUGCUCAGUUUGCAAAGUCAGUGUAACAUCAGCGGUUCAAAUGACCAUGCAUUUGUCUGGCUCCAAGCACAUGAAAAAACUAAAAUUAGCUGGCCUCAAUCCAACACCCACAGACAGCAAUGUUGAGUCGAAAACGGCUAUAUUGCCGCCGUCGAGCAUUACGGAUAACGUACUGUUUUCAGCCAUAAAAGAGGAAAUAAAACCGGACCCUACCGAUUUAUCAAUGUAUCGUACACCCAGCGGUCAAUAUUAUUGUAAGACUUGUAACACCUCUAUGCCACAUUUGCCUGGUUUGGAGCAACAUCUGAAGGGAAAACGUCAUUUGAGAAAGCAAACUGAAGAUAAGGCUAUGGCAUCUCUGGCUGCUAAGAAAAUUAAAUAAAUUCGGGAUUUGCAAACUCUUACUAUAAUGUUUUAACUAAAACUAUUUUAUUCAUAAAUAUUGUAUUAAGUUUACAUUUAUGUAAGCAUGUAUGAGUGCUUAAUAAAUGUAAUGAUUACAUUAAGAAA